Suncus etruscus (white-toothed pygmy shrew) is the source of this 767-nucleotide messenger RNA. RefSeq names its product guided entry of tail-anchored proteins factor 1 (gene GET1). Gene Ontology annotation, biological process: tail-anchored membrane protein insertion into ER membrane. The coding region runs from base 7 to 561 and encodes 184 amino acids. The transcript is spliced from 5 exons. The record is from RefSeq and is a predicted model, not a curated record. NCBI's taxonomy places the organism in Eukaryota, Metazoa, Chordata, Mammalia, Eulipotyphla, Soricidae.
GUCCCCAUGGAGCCGGCCCCGCCAGGUGAGGCGGCGAUGAAGGCGGCCGAAGCGGACCGCGGGGCGUGGCUGCUCGUGCUCAGCUUCGUGUUCGGGUGCAACGUGCUGCGGAUCCUCCUCCCGACCGUGUCCGCCUUCUUGUCUCGGGUGCUGCAGAAGGACGCGGAGCAGGAGUCACAGAUGAGAGCCGAGAUCCAGGACAUGCGGCAGGAGCUGGCCACGGUGAACAUGAUGGAUGAGUUUGCCAGAUACGCGCGCCUGGAGCGCAGGAUCAACAAGAUGACGGACAAGCUCAAAACGCACGUGAAGGCGCGCACAGCUCAGCUGGCCAAGAUCAAGUGGGUCGUAAGCGUCACUUUCUAUGUGUUGCAGGCCGCCCUGAUGGUCUCGCUCAUCUGGAAAUACUACUCGGUGCCCGUGGCCGUGGUGCCUAGCAAGUGGAUCACCCCGCUGGACCGCCUGGUGGCCUUCCCCAGCCGCGUGGCAGGCGGGGUCGGCAUCACCUGCUGGAUCUUGGUGUGCAAUAAGGUCGUGGCCAUCGCGCUCCACCCUUUCAGCUGAUUGUGGCAGCCGCCGACCUUCUGCGAAAGGAAUUGUGGUUCAGCUGAAAAUGUGACUUAGAUCGGCCUGGGGUUGAUUUUUUGUUUUAAGAACAGGUCAGAAAAGGGGGGGGGGGGCUGGAGUGAUGGGGAGGGUAUUUGUCUGGCACUUGGCUGACCUGGGUUUGAUCCCCAUCAUCCCAUAGGGUCCCCAGAGUACAGAGCCAG